AUGGGCUUCCGGAAGAUCCGGAAGCGCCUGCACUUCCAGAAGCGCCCUCUAAGCGUGCGGGCGACGCUCCUGGCCAUCUUAGUCCUGUCCCUUUACGGCCUCACAUUCCUGGGCGACCGACCUCCAAAACUGGUGUCCACUGAGGAGGCGGAUCGGCGCCGCGAGUUUGGAUCGCAGGUGGCGCGCGACGUGGCGGUGUGGAUGGUCUUAGCAUUUGCCACGGCUCAGACGGACUUGGGGCCAUAUCUGAUCUAUGCAGGUGGAUUUUCAGUGGCUUUUGCCGUGUGCUAUCAGAUCUACUUGGCGAAGAAACCCUGA
Molecule: messenger RNA, 318 nt
Organism: Cladocopium goreaui
Lineage: Eukaryota; Dinophyceae; Suessiales; Symbiodiniaceae
Source: the annotation of a GenBank genome assembly